Messenger RNA from Paramecium pentaurelia, 746 nucleotides. Lineage: Eukaryota; Ciliophora; Oligohymenophorea; Peniculida; Parameciidae. The record is from the annotation of a GenBank genome assembly.
GUAUGACAGAUUUUGCAUUAACUACAUUUAGUAGUAAAGGAAAAUUAUUAUAAAUUGAAUAUGCACUCAAUGCUGUUGCAAAAGGUGAUACAGCAAUUGGAAUUAAAGCUAAAAAUGGUGUUGUUUUGGUAGUCGAAAAGAAGCAAUCGUCAAUUUUAGUUGAAGAAUCUAGUGUUCAAAAAGUUGCAUUAUUGACAGAUAAUAUAGCAGCUACAUAUGCAGGAUUAGGUCCAGAUUUUAGGGUUUUAGCAUAACAAGCAAGAAAAUUAGUCAAAAAGUAUGAUCUCAAAUACUAAGAGGAAAUAUUUGUAUAAACAUUAAGUAGAGAAUUGGCAGAAGUACAUUAGACAUUCUAAAUUAGGAUGUAUAAGUAGCAACUCAAAGAGGAGGUAUUAGACCAUUUGGAGUUUCAAUACUGAUUGCAGGAUAUGAUGAAGAAGGACCUCAUUUAGUAUAACUUGAUCCAAGUGGAGCCUAUUAUAGUUGGAAAGCCACUGCAAUAGGUAAGCAGGCUAAGAAUGCAAAGGCAUUUUUGGAAAAGAGAUAUAAUGCUGAUAUGGAGAUUGAAGAUGCCAUUAAUACAGCAUUAUUGACUUUAAAAGAAGGUUUUGAAGGUAUUAAUCUAAUUUUAAGUUUAGGGUAGAUAACUCCUACAAAUAUAGAAGUUGGAGUGAUAAGAGAUGAUCAUGUGUUUAGAAUAUUGCCUCCAUCAUAAGUAAAGGAUUAUUUGGAAGAGUUAGAAUGAA